Messenger RNA from Notothenia coriiceps (black rockcod), 706 nucleotides. RefSeq names its product pepsin A-like. Gene Ontology annotation, molecular function: aspartic-type endopeptidase activity. NCBI's taxonomy places the organism in Eukaryota, Metazoa, Chordata, Actinopteri, Perciformes, Nototheniidae. The transcript has 5 exons. Gene Ontology annotation, biological process: proteolysis. The record is from RefSeq and is a predicted model, not a curated record.
CAACCACGAUAAGUUUAACCCCAGCACCAGCAGCACCUUCAGAAAUAACGGCAAAGCUCUCAGCAUCCACUACGGCACCGGCAGCAUGACCGGAUUCCUCGGAUACGACACUGUGACCGUGGGUGGACUCGCUGUGAAGAACCAGCUCAUCGGCCUGAGUCAGACUGAAGCUCCCUUCAUGCAGUACAUGCGCGCUGACGGUAUCCUCGGCCUGGCGUACCCUCGCCUGGCUGCAUCCGGCGCUACACCCGUCUUCGACAACAUGAUGAGUGAGAAUCUGGUCAACCAGGACAUGUUCUCCGUGUACCUGAGCUCUGACUCUCAGCAAGGCAGUGUGGUGACCUUUGGUGGCGUUGACCCCAACCAUUAUUCUGGUUCCAUCUCCUGGAUCCCCCUCUCCCGCGACCUGUACUGGCAGAUCACAGUGGACAGUGUUACUGUCAAUGGUGAGGUUGUGGCCUGUAAUGGCGGCUGCCAGGCUAUCGUUGACACCGGUACUUCUCUGAUUAUUGGACCUCAGUAGCAUCACAACAUCAACAGCAAAGUGGGAGCUACCAACAACAACGGAGACUACUUGGUCAACUGCAACAGCAUUGGCCAAUUGCCUGAUGUGACCUUCCACAUCCACGGAGAGACCUUCACCAUCCCAGGCUCUGCCUACGUCCGCCAGGUAUGUUCUGCUUGCCUGCCAGACACUUCACCUUAG